Rhineura floridana is the source of this 5399-nucleotide messenger RNA. It is a transcript of the gene SCNN1D, whose product is annotated as sodium channel epithelial 1 subunit delta. Gene Ontology annotation, molecular function: ligand-gated sodium channel activity. The transcript is spliced from 14 exons. Gene Ontology annotation, cellular component: membrane. The coding region runs from base 328 to 2262 and encodes 644 amino acids. NCBI's taxonomy places the organism in Eukaryota, Metazoa, Chordata, Lepidosauria, Squamata, Rhineuridae. The record is from RefSeq and is a predicted model, not a curated record. Gene Ontology annotation, biological process: sodium ion transmembrane transport.
CUGCGAGCCAGAUCUGUCCUGUGGCGCGAUGGAGAGGGCGGCGCUUUGCCCAUGAGCCUCCUUCCCAGGAGAAGGCAAGGAAACGCUGCCAGCCAACUCUGUUUCUGUAGAAGAUCCGGCCCCUUUCGGCUGUGACUCAACGCCUCGAUCUGCGUAAGGAGGGAUGGACAGCUCCCAAGCCGUCCUUAUCAGGUGGCUAUAAAAGAAACGUUUGGGAUCCUGCUCUGACAGUUUGCCGGCUGCUUCAGGUGUGUCUGGAGGGCACGCUCUCCCAGCUCUGCCAGACUCCCGUCCAAGAGAAGCGCCGAGGCCACAGAGAUUUAGAGAAUGGAGGAAGCAGCUGUGAAAGAGAAAGAGAUGGAAACGAACGAAGAGGAAGACGCAGCCCUCAUUGAGUUCUACAGCUCCUUCAAGGACCUCUUUGAGUUCUUCUGCUUGAACACCACCAUCCACGGCACCAUCCGCCUGGUCUGCUCGAGUCGGAACAAGAUGAAGACUGCCUUCUGGACCCUCCUGUUCCUUGCCAGCUUUGCCAUGUUGUAUUGGCAAUUUGCUCUCCUUUUCAGCCAGUACUGGGCCUACCCUGUGGUCAUGUCGAUGUCUGUUCACUCCGCACCAAAGAUGUUUCCCGCCAUCACCCUCUGCAAUCUGAAUCCAUACAGGGUCAACAUAGUCAGAAAAAAUAUGGCCGAGCUGGAUAAUCUGGCCAGGGAAACCCUUUAUACUUUAUAUGGCUUCAACAUCCCAGAGAAAAUACUGGAAGACAACGUGAGCAUCAGCAUGGAGGAUUGGUCAAAUGGAGACCCCAGUAAAGCCAACAACUCCAACUUCCAACUGGACCACAGCAUCGCUCUGGUGAAAAUAGGUGAAAAAGUGGGCUUCCGGAUGUGCAAUGCAACCGGCGGGGAAUGUUACACGAAGGCAUAUUCAUCCGGAUUGGACGCCUUCCAGGAAUGGUACCGUUUCCACUACAUGAACAUCAUGUCCCAGGUUCCACCCAUCAUCAAUGUUUCAAGUGAGGAGAACCACAUCGACAAAUUGGUCUAUGCUUGCCAGUAUAACGGGGAGCCUUGCGGAUCCAGCGACACAGAACACUUUCAUCAUCCUGUCUACGGGAGCUGUUACACUUUUAACAAAGAUGGGACAGACACGUUCUGGACAGCUUUGAAGCCUGGGAUCGCUUAUGGUCUGUCCCUUAUCCUCAAAAUAGAGCAAACGGACCACAUCCCUUUGCUGUCCACCAAGGCGGGCGUGAAGGUGAUGAUCCACAACCACUUUCAGACGCCGUUCUUGGAGCACGAAGGGUUUGAUAUUCAACCGGGGAUUAAGAGCAGCAUCGGGAUCACGCAGGAUGAGGUCACUCGCUUAGGCGGGAAUUAUGGCGAGUGCACAAACUCCGGAGAGAACGUCAACGUCAAACUCAUGUACAACGACACGUAUACGCAGCAGGCAUGUUUGAAUUCCUGCUUCCAGCAUCACAUGAUUGAGAAGUGCGGCUGUGGAUAUUAUUAUUACCCUCUGCCUGCCGGGGCAGAGUACUGCAACUAUAACAAGUACCAUGCCUGGGGCCACUGCUUCUAUCUUUUGCACAAUCAACUCUACAACCAGGUUGACAGGCACCAGCAAAGUUGUUUUAAAGAAUGCCACAGACCAUGCAAAGAGACCUGGUACAAACUUUCAGCAGGAUAUUCAAAGUGGCCAUCAAGCAAAUCUGAGAAAUGGAUUCACAAAGCUUUGAAUGCUCAGAACAGUUACGAUAUCACCAGCGGCAGGAAAGAUAUUGCCAAAGUGAAUAUUUACUACGAGCGACUAGACUACAAUUCUUGGAACGAAUCUGCCGAAUUUACUGAAACUUUGGUGAUGUCCAACAUGGGAAGUCAAUGGAGUCUCUGGUUUGGGUCGUCGGUGCUGUCAGUGGUUGAGAUGUUUGAGUUCCUCGUGGACGCCGCCAUCUUAUCCCUCAUCUUCUUCUAUCGGCGGCUUACGGCCAAGAGGACACACAAGGUGUCUCGCCCUCCUAGAAUCCCGAGCGUGAGCUUGACUUUGGAGAAAUACCGAUAUGUGGAGGAAGGCCUAGCCACCGACCAAGAUAUGGUUAAGCAUUACGACAAUUACGGCAAUGACUCCAUUGGCCAAAAUCAUGGACUCCCUCCGUACCCAAAAUAUAAUAAGUACCAGAUGCCAGAACUCUACCCGGGCGUGGUGCUGAAUGGGUUUAAGCACCGAAAAGAGUAUUGCAUAGAUAUCGGUCCCAACAGCUAAGGACAUUCAAAGAGAGUAGGAAGUAUCUUCAAGAACUACAAGGCCUGCCUUCCUAAUCUUGAGGGAUAGCUGCUUUCAGGGGGAUCGAGGCCAGUAUAGGAAGUUGUGACCUCCGACCCUGGGAAUGCUGACUCCAGAAGUACAGGACUGACAGGAUUCGGCAUCCAAUAGGAGACAGAGUUUACUUCCCCUUUUCUCUUCUGAACGGCCCUGUGGUAAGCAAGAUGGCGCUGGGGAAUCAAGGAAGUGUUCUGUGAUACGAACUAAGCAAUGGACAUCAAAUCCCUGUCGUAUUCGGGGCAGCGUCCAAUCUAAGCUUAGCCCAGACAAGCACUGACCAUUUCUUUCUGAUUGGUUCCUGGAUCGACUUGAAGGCCCCCUUUCCUCAUAUUUGUCCUGCGGUGUUGUUCUGUCCUGUUGUGUCCGACCUGUGGCCUCCUUGCAAGAAUCACAAACAACGUUCUCUUUUUGUGUGUCUGAGGUGGGGGAGGAAGAGAAUAGAGCACCUGGCGGUCGUCCAGUUCCCUAUAAAACGAUGUGAGCGUAGCUCGUAGUUGAAGAUCUCCUGAGGAAACCAGAUUCAACUGGGCAUCCCUGGGAGAAGAGGCUGGACCGUCAACAUUUCACAGGUGUCCCUGAGUUAAAUGUUAAACCGCCCACGUAUUAAAAAAUGUCUCUGGCACACCUUUACGAGCAUAUGUUCUGUUCUGUCUGUGUUAACGGCACCUUUGGGAUCUCAGAAGGAUGCAAUAAGACUUGACCAUACUCAUUGUAAUGUCCGGAACACCUCGUCUGUUGAACAGUGAGCUGUUUCCUGUUGGAGGUCACCCAUGAAGUCUAUGGCAAGGGCUAGGUUUUUAACGCUGCGUCUGUCCUUCCUCUUUUAAAAUGUGAAGUUCUGGGUUUUUGAAUGGAGUUCUCUAAGCAGAAGAGGAAAAGUGGAGCUCAUGUGGUGCAGAAUGGGUGCCAAUGGACUAUGCAGUCUAUCCUAGCAAGCCACCUGCUACUGUCCAUGCUCAGCCUACAGUGCCCCCUUCAGGUGAGAAGGGAAUCGCACUGUGCCGCAUCAGCUUCUGUGAGUGGCUGGCAGUACGAAAGGUCCUGAUUGGCUGUAUUUCAUCUCUGAAAUUAGUCACGGGACACUUUUCAGUCUUAAGUUUCGUUGGUGUAUUGGAAGCCAAUGAUUAUAAAUAUCAGUUUUUCAAAUUAAGUGUCUUGUUUUCCCUUUAAACUCCCUUUGAAAGCCAACCAUGCCCACAAUUAGGUAUUUCUGCUUUUCAAUUAAACGAAGGGGGGAAAUAUAUGAAUUCUUGCCAGCAAAUUGAACUUUUGCUUUAUAAGACAUUUGCUUUACAUAAUCCAGCUGUACACAGAAGAUUGCUUUGCUGUGGUGGACCUGCGGACACCCAGAAUGAUGAAAGAUUAUUCCUUGCAUAGAAAAUAAAUGUCUGGAUUUGCCAGCAAGGGCUUUAUGAAUGCACCCCAGUGCUGAGGGCUAUAACGCACUUUAUAUAUUCAGGGCCCAUUCAGAUGUACCUGUUCAUCACGCGUUCAUUAUUGUGGCAGAUUUCCCUUCUUGAGCCUUCGUUAGGGAUGGGAUGGAAAUUUGCACUUUCCAAAACAACGUGCAAAUCGAAACAGUGCCACCCUUCGAAAGUCACACGUCUCUGAAUUUUGCCAUGCAGUUUUCCACCCAUGUCAUGUGUGCAAAACUGCUGUUUGUGAAAAGACAAUACAACCGUGCAUUACAAUUGGGGGAAACUGCUUUGUAAAAAGGUGUAUAUUGGGAGAAAUUGCACGUCGACCUGGAUAUUAGGAUAAAUUUGCACUAAAAUGCUGAUCAGUUUUCAUGAAGACUUUUUUUUUUUGUAAUUACAAACUGAUGGGGAAAUGUGGAGAUGUGAACUUCAGAUUGAAAAAUGGGGAGAAAGCAAAAUGGAGGGAUUUGCUCACCUCUCGCCUUCAUACCAACGAAUCACAAGCAAUAGUAACAGCAAACACAUUCUGCCAUGUUGCUAGAAUGGCACCAUCCAUGCACAGGAAGGAGAUAGCAGCAAGUUUUGGGGAAGUCCAAGAUUUGCAGAAGUACAAGGAGGGCAUGCCUGAGGAAAGAACUACAAGGGUGAGGUAUCCCAAGGCAGUCCAGUGAGAAGUGAGGAUGCACAGGGGCCGCAGAAUUCUAAGUGCCCUUUGCAUGGUUGAGCAGAAACCCAGGGAGGAGGGGAAAGGGAUCGGUGUGUCCUGGAGAAGGUUGGCUUGCUGGAACCCCAAACGGGAGCACACCACACUGCAAUGUUUUGUUGCAGGUCCCGGCCAUAUCUCCGAAUGUUAACAAACCCAACACACCUGCAGUAGAGACAGCCUCAAAGAGAAUAAGAAAAGCCCAGACAGAGGAGCCUAAAGGUCUAUCGACUUCCGACAAUAGCUAACCGGAUGCUUUCAGGAACCCCGUCAUUGUCUGGUAUUCUGGACAUAGAGGCUCGGUUCAGCCAGGAUGACCAAUAGCCAUUGAUAGAGGUUCCACCAGGAAUUUGUGUGAGCCAUUUUCAAUCCACCCCCGGAAAAACAAACAAACAUCUGAGCUGGUGGUCAGAACAGCCGCUUGCCUUACUCCUCAAGUGAUGAACAUGCCUGUCUGAAUAAGUAGAAUAAGUAUGGGCUUAUAAGUAUGGGCUUAUAAGUAUGGGCUGUCUCCAACUGUCCCGCUCAAAGCAGACCCAUUGAAAUUAACAAACCUGCAUUCGUCAUACCCAUUAACUUCAGUGGGUCUCCUCUGAUGAGCCCUGAAUACCACUCUGUGUGUGUGUGUGUGUAUAUACAUGCAUAUAUACAUAUGUGCGCAUGAAUUUCUAUGUAUGGAAUGUGCACUGUAUUCCCAUCUACUGUACUGUACCUUGUUCUUGUUUAGCUCAAAGAUGCUUGGGUACGGAUGCAUUUGGAGUGUGAGCCUUUUGACUGUAAUUUAUUAGGGGUGUGUGCAGGUACGAGAGGGGACAGGGGAAAACUGGUAGAAAACUGACCUGUUUUUGUGGAUGUAACUUAGUUAUUUAUUUUGUUCCAAUGUUGUGUUCCCUACCCUUCCACUUGCUCUAAUUUUGAAGGUUAAAAAGAAUGUAGCGACCUGCGCUGGUUAUUUU